AUGGCUCCAUAUGAAGCUCUUUACAUACGAAAGUGCAGGUCGCCUAUAGGGUGGUUCGAUGUUGUGGAAACUACAUUAGUAGGAGAAGAAUUGGUACAGCAGGCAAUCGAGAAAGUUAAGCUUAUACAGGAAAGGCUAUUAGCAGCUCAAAGCCGUCAAAAGUCUUAUGCGAAUAAUCGAGACGAGACUUGGAAUUUCAGGGUCAUACGCAAGGUAGGCCAGGUAGCAUAUGAGUUGGACUUGCAUUCGGAUUUGGAGUCUGUACAUACAGUCUUUCAUGUGUCUAUGCUCCGUAAAUGUAUCGGAGAUCCUUCCAAAAUCGUGUCAGUUGACGAUGUUCAGGUCACAGAGGAGCUAUCAUACGAAGAAACUCCAACUGCUAUACUAGAUAGACAGGAAGAAGAGGCAGGGACGGUUGUUUUCGGUGAAGAUGAAAGGGGAAGGCUGCUUCGUUUUGCUUUUUCGAGUUUUGUUUCUCUCCAGAUCUAUCUUAUCUAUUUGUAUUCUUUUCUAAGGUGUGAAUUCCUCUCCAGGAAAUGA
Nicotiana attenuata is the source of this 540-nucleotide messenger RNA. RefSeq lists its product as uncharacterized. Lineage: Eukaryota; Viridiplantae; Streptophyta; Magnoliopsida; Solanales; Solanaceae. The record is from RefSeq and is a predicted model, not a curated record. The transcript has 3 exons. The coding region runs from base 1 to 540 and encodes 179 amino acids.